Molecule: messenger RNA, 1787 nt
Organism: Onthophagus taurus
Lineage: Eukaryota; Metazoa; Arthropoda; Insecta; Coleoptera; Scarabaeidae
Product: putative glutamate receptor
Cellular component (GO): membrane
Molecular function (GO): ligand-gated monoatomic ion channel activity
Source: RefSeq, a predicted model, not a curated record
UUCACAUUUAUUUUUAACCCAGAAAAAUGAACGUUUUAGCCAACCUCCUAAUUUCAACGUAUUUCAAUCAAUUUCAUUGCAUUUUGAUAUUUAGCAACAACCAUUUCGAGUAUAACUCGAAAAUUCCGAUUGUAUCAGUUGGUUGUGAUGAAAAAAUCGACGAAAACGUCGUUUUUAAAUACCAUGGGUGUCAGGGGAUCGUGAUUUCGUGCGAAAAUGAUUUGUGGAUUUUCGAAAAUUUCGAAUUUUUAUUAAAAUCGAAUUUGGAAAGAUUCAAUUUCAGGCGAUAUUUAAUUUUUGGUGGAAAUUUUGAGAUAUUUUCGUCGAAAAGUAUCGAUUACGUUGCAGAUGUUGUGAUGGUUUCGAAAGAAUUUGAUUUUGACAAUAAAUUCGGGUUGGGAUAUGAUUCCAUUUUUGGAAUGUACACUCAUAGAUACGUUGGAGAGAAAUCACAGAGAGAAAUUGUGCUGCUUGAUAAGUGGUUUUUAAAGAAUCAAAGUUUUUCGUUCAAUUUUAAUCUUUAUUUGGAUAAAUUACAAGAUCAAAACGGGAGGGAGCUCAAAAUUGCAACUUUUAAUUAUGAACCUUACUCAAUUCCUGGUAAUAAAGAUGGAACUGAAAUGUUAGUGGUGCUAGAAUUCGCGAAAAGAUACAAAAUGACCCCGACUUUUCUUGUUGACGAUGUAGGGAUGUGGGGCGAAAUUUACGAUAAUUGGACCGGAAUUGGAAUUUUAGGAAAUUUAGCGAUGGAUAAAGGAGACGUUGGAAUUGGCGCUUUAUACACUUGGGAACACGAUUUUCACUUUUUGGACUUCACCAAACCAACGAUUCGAACUGGGGUUACUUGCAUAGCUCCCAAACCCAAGAUAAUCGGGGGUUGGAUUACCCCAUUCCUCGCAUUUUCAUGGAAAUUAUGGAUCGUGUUAAUUAUCGCCAUCAUCAUCAUCUUUUCAUCAAUCUUUUAUGUUUUGACGUUUAAUACGUCAAAAUCGUUUUUACAAGAGAAUUUAAUGAAAUCGUUUAUAUUAACUCAAUCGAUUUUUUUGUUACAAAGUAUACCGAAAUUUCCCUCUAAUUCGAGAAUCAUUUUCGCUUUGUCUUUAUUGUUGAGUUUAAUGACAGCUACUUUGUAUAACUCGGGUUUAGCCAGCAUUAUGACGGUGCCGAGGUACAAAGGAACAAUUGAUGAUGUUUAUGAUUUGAUUAAAAGUGAUGUUAAAUGGGGUGCAUCUUCUUAUGCUUGGAUUUCUUCGUUGUAUGAUGAUAAUAGUGAUGUUUAUAAAGAAGUCGUCAACAAUUUUUAUAAAGGAUCACCGGAUGAUUUAAGGAAAAGAAACAACGAAUCGUUCGCCUUUGCAAUCGAACGUUUACAUGGAGGUCAUUACGCAAUUGGUGAAUACAUAACAAAGGAGGGAAUUCAAGAACGUCGAUUAAUGUCCCAGGAUAUUUAUUGGGAUUAUUGCAUCGUUAUGUUGAGGAAAAGUUCCAUUUUAACCCCGAAGUUUGAUAAUUUAAUCUUGGAAAUAUCCCAAACUGGUUUACCUAGCUUUUGGGAAUAUCAAGUUAGUGUAAGAAACAGUGACAUGAAACUACAAGAAGCAGUUCAUAAUUCCGGACAUCAACCACAUUCAUCAAGUUUAAUUAAAUUAUCUUUUACGCAUUUAGAGGGGGCUUUUGCGUUAUGGAUUUUGGGGAUUAUUAUUUCUUGUAUUGCGUUUUUAUGGGAGUUGCGACCAAAAUAAUUAAUAACAAUAACUGCAUUAUUAAUUAAACGUCAAGUGCUACAA